AUGUUGACGCGAAUCACGGAUAACGGAUCUGUCUUAGAGACAUUCGCAGUGGCCAACGGUGUGAAGCAGGGAUGCGUGCUGGCGCCAACCCUCUUCAGUCUUAUGUUCUCUGCUAUGUUGAUAGACGCCUACCGUGAUGAACGUCCCGGGAUCCGCAUCGCUUACAAGACAAAUGGUCACAUCCUGAAUCAACGGCGGAUGCACUUCCAAUCGCGCGUAUCCACAACCACCGUCCACGAACUUCUCUUCGCCGACGUCUGCGUCCUGAACACCACCUCGGAAGAGGAGAUGCAACGGAGCAUGUACCUUUUCUCUGUCGCCUGCGAGAACUUUCGGUGGUGA
Messenger RNA from Spirometra erinaceieuropaei, 342 nucleotides. The record is from the annotation of a GenBank genome assembly. NCBI's taxonomy places the organism in Eukaryota, Metazoa, Platyhelminthes, Cestoda, Diphyllobothriidea, Diphyllobothriidae.